This is a messenger RNA of Myxocyprinus asiaticus (Chinese sucker), 6722 nucleotides long. RefSeq names its product eukaryotic translation initiation factor 4 gamma 1-like. The transcript has 33 exons. Bases 320 to 5500 code for a protein of 1726 amino acids. Gene Ontology annotation, cellular component: eukaryotic translation initiation factor 4F complex. Lineage: Eukaryota; Metazoa; Chordata; Actinopteri; Cypriniformes; Catostomidae. The record is from RefSeq and is a predicted model, not a curated record. Gene Ontology annotation, molecular function: protein binding; translation initiation factor activity; mRNA binding.
CACUCCGUCCGGUUCGGCGGGCUCUAGGAGAGAAUCGCUGUAGCACUAUGGCUCUCUUCUAAGCGCGUUUAUUUACACAAGUGUGAUCAACUUACCGGCAAUCCCUCACCAUCCGCGCCUUAAUCAUGGACCUCCAGUCGAGAGGCUUGUUCUGGGGGCAUCCACUCUGUCAGCAGUAACGUAUGAAAACUUAUAACUUUGUAGAGAACACACUACACAAGGACUCUUCCUGAGGGCUUGCAUAUACCCCAGAAAUUUAGAAUACUAAUUUAGAGUUUGGCAGGCAGGUGUGAGGCCCCCUCAUGCAGAACCACAGGAAAUGAAUAAACCACCUCAACCUAUAACAGGACCCCCUGCUGUUCCCCACCCUGCCCAAUCGCCAGGACUGACACCGGUACCAUAUCCAGGCCAGCCUCCCUCUGUUGUCUUUCCUGGCCCUUCUCCACAAAUGAACGCUGCACCGCAACCCAGACAGUUUGCCCCAGGUCCUCGUGCUUUACACCAACAGGGUGGAUUCAGGUCACUGCAGCAGUACUACACCAACCGGCCCAGUAUGCAAGGCAGUGCCAAUAGGGUCCCACCCAGUAACACCACCCGGUCUGUUGGACCCACACACGUCUACCAACCUACCUCACAGGUGAUGAUGAUUCCCCCGCAACAAUUGCCGUUCACCAACACUCAGGGCCAUGCCUAUUUCGUACACGGACAUGGACAGUACCGUGCCCCUUUUAUGCCCCCGGCCCAGCAGUACUCGGUACCCAGCGGAACCCCAGGCUUCUAUGCUGGAAGCAGUCCAGCUGAAUACGGUACAUAUGAUCCCUCUCUGGUAGGGAGGGAAAGGCGGGGGGGUGGGGGGAGAGGUGCGGGCCGAGAGAACGGACGUCUCUCGCUGCAUGGAGCUCCUCUCACCUCCCAGCGUUAUCCUGCAGCUGCAUAUUACCCUGCGACACAGCAGUAUUCUCCAUCGGUUCCCCCCACUUCUGUCAUGUUGAACCCCGCUCAGCAGCAACCGGCCCCAACUCCACCUCAAGGUCCACCUCAGCCGCCGGGACAAGUCAGGAGAGAGCGCAAACCGAUCAGAAUACGUGACCCCAACCAGGGAGGACGUGACAUCACGGAAGAGAUCAUGUCUGGUGGGAGAACGACCUCCACUCCCACUCCUCCACAGACUGUUGGCUCAGAGGCAGGAAGUCCAGUUCAGACCAAUGGUGAAAGUGUUUCACCUGUUGCUUCUGUGAUCAGAUCUGAUGAUCAGGUGAAACCAGUGGCCCCUCCUGCAUCUGUCUCUACCCCUCCUCCAUCAAAGACGCCAGAGCAAGUCCCCGUUGCUCCUUCAGCUGCCGACUGCCAGCCUGUGUUGGAGGUCAGACCAGCUUCAUCAGUGAUCAAGGUUUCCAUUCCUUCAGGAGAGGACCCUGAUGCUAUCGCUGCAGUUUCCGUUGCAGCUUGCUAUCCUGUGCGGCCUGCUUCAGCUUCUCCUCCUCCUACGAACAAUUCAAAUCCUUCAGAGCCUCAAACUGGCGACUGUGUGGAUGCUCCAGUGGUCCCUGAGGCCCCUGCUCAAAAUAAGGAGCCUGAGGACUCCUCCCCUCCUGUGGAGCAGACUCCUUUUGGGGUUGAAAAAGAAGAGCCCGAGGUAGCCAAGGAGAAAGAGUCAGAGCCUGUGGCCAGCACAGAGGAGUCUUGCACAGCCAUGGUCAUUUCCACCCCUGUGGAGGCUCUUCCUGCUGUUGCUAAUGGCAGUGAGGAAUCUUCUGAGGACUCCACCUCUGUAACCACGGAGACUCCUGUUCCAGAGCCAGUAAUUGGUGAGCCAAAGGAACAGCCUUUGCUUAACGGUUUGCCUCAGGACUCUGCAGAGGUUCCUGAAGUUGAAGUGAAGCCAGAGUGCUCCACUAAUCCAGCUCCUGAACCAGCAGCUCCUCAGGUCCAGCAGAUCUGCCUUACAGCUGUGAACGCACCUGUGGAGGAAGAGGUUGAGCAGAAAGCAGAGGAGAUUCCCGCCCCUGUAUCAAGCUGCCCUGUUGAGGAGACAAUUAAGCAAGCUGCUGCAACAACAGUGCCAAAGAAGAAAAAGAAGAUGAAGGAACUGAAUAAGAAAGAUGUGGGAGAUGUCCUAGAUGCCUUUAAAGAGCCAGAGAAGGAGAAGCCUGCACCUGAGCCAGAGGUUGCUCAGAAAGAGCUCUCCCCAGCUCCAGCCCCUGUCCCACCAGCAGAGGAGUCAGAGGAAACAUGGGAGGAGAAAGAGGACAAACUUGACACAGAGAAUAUUAAGCCUGAGACACCCAAAGCCGUGGAACAGAAAUAUCAAUAUAAAGAAGAGCAGUGGAAGCCCAUUAACCCAGAGGAGAAGAAACAAUAUGAUCGGGAGUUCCUGCUUGGCUUCCAGUUCAUCAGUGCAAGCAUGCACAAGCCUGAGGGUUUGCCACACAUCAGUGACGUAGUGUUGGACAAGGCAAAUAAAACCCCCUUGCGGCCUUUGGAUCCCAGGAGUAUGAUGAACUGUGGGCCUGACUUCACACCCUCAUAUGCUAACCUGGGCAGACAGUCAUCUGGAGGAGGUCGAGGACCGCACUCCUCCCAGUCUGGACGGCGCCCACAGCCGGGUCGAGGCAAAGAGCAACCCCGUAACCCCAAGAUCAUCACCAGCGUGUCUAUUAAAGACAAUGUGGAACUCAACCAGGCUGAGAACGCUUGGAAGCCUUCGGUCAAAAAGCAAGGCAAAAGCAGAGGAGGAGAGGAAGAGGAGGAUGACACAGAGGCUGCAAAAACGCAGGAGCUUUUCCGCCGUGUGCGCAGCGUCCUUAACAAGCUCACGCCACAGAUGUUCCAGCAGCUGAUGAAGCAAGUGACUGAGCUCUCCAUAGACACCGAAGAGAGGCUCAAGGGGGUCAUUGACCUCAUAUUCGAGAAAGCCAUCUCAGAACCCAACUUCUCUGUAGCUUACGCCAACAUGUGCCGCUGCCUUAUGGGGCUUAAAGUCCCCACUUCAGACAAACCGGGAGUCACUGUGAAUUUCCGUAAACUGCUGCUCAAUCGUUGUCAGAAGGAGUUUGAAAAGGAUAAGGAUGAUGAUGAGAUCUUUGAGCAGAAACAGAAAGAGCUGGAUGCUUCCACUGAGGAAGAGGAACGCCAGCGCCUCAAAGAAGAGCUGGAGGAUGCCAAGGACAAGGCACGCAGACGGUCACUAGGCAACAUCAAGUUCAUAGGAGAACUGUUCAAACUGAAAAUGCUGACAGAGCCCAUCAUGCAUGACUGUAUUGUGAAGCUCCUGAAGAACCAUGACGAAGAGAGCUUAGAGUGCCUCUGCAGACUGCUAUCCACCAUUGGCAAAGACCUAGACUUCGAGAAGGCCAAGCCUCGUAUGGACCAGUACUUCAACCAGAUGGGGAAGAUCAUUAAAGAGAAGAAGACGUCUUCUAGAAUACGCUUCAUGCUUCAGGAUGUUUUGGACCUCCGACAGAACAACUGGGUGCCCAGGAGAGGAGAUCAGGGUCCUAAGACCAUUGACCAGAUCCAUAAAGAGGCUGAGAUGGAAGAACACAGAGAGCAGGCCAAAGUACAGCAACAACUUCUGUCUAAGAAAGACUCAGGUCAGGGUCGAGGGGGCCGUGGUGGCCCGCACUCCUCUGGGGGCCGUGGUAGCCAAACACAGGAUGAGGGCUGGAACAUUGUUCCUAUUACCACCAAGAACAGACCGAUUGACACCAGCCGCCUCAGUAAAAUUACGAAGCCUGGUGAUUUCAACAACCAGCUUCUGGCUCCAGGAGGAAAGGGCUCAUGGGGUAGCUGGGGCAAAGGGAGCAGUGGAGGGACUGGAGCAAAGUCCACUGGAGAUCAAGACCAGGGAAGACCUGCCACUAGCACACUCAACCGCUUCUCUGCAUUGCAGCAGUCUGCACCCUCUUCAUCCUCUUCUUCCUCAGCGGACUCUGAUCGCAGAGUGCCUCAAAGGAGUAGCUCCAGUAGGGACAGAAACGACAGAGAUCGUGGUGACCGAGAUCGUGGUGAUCGCGACAGAGAUCGUUUCGAGCGCUUCGAUAGUAGGCGUGAGGACCGGGACAGAGGCCUGGACAGACCCCGUCCAGCCCUCACCAAACGCAGCUUCAGCCGUGAAAAUGAAGAGCGUAGAGGAGGUGACAGCCGUGGACCACCAGAUUCCGUACGCCGUGUGUCCAGCAUGACGGAGAACCGCGACAGAGGUAGUCGUGAGCGUGAAAGAAGCAAAGAGACAGGUGAGAGAACUGUCCGAAACUACAACAGCAGUACAGAAGAGUUGAACUGUAAGCAUGUAAGAUGUCAAUUGAUGAUUGGAGGUUCAUACAUUGAUUGCACUUCUGCUUUUUUGAUUUUCUCAGUGAAACCCAUGGCGGCUCCUCCACCCCCCGCUCCAGCUAAUCCAACUCUGAGUGAGGAUGAGCUGGACAAGAAAUCCAAAGCCAUCAUUGAAGAGUAUCUCCACAUCAGUGACACGAAGGAGGCAGUGCAGUGUGUGCAGGAGCUGAACAGUGCCCCUAUGCUCUUCGUGUUUGUACGGAAUGGUGUGGAAUCCACACUGGAGCGCAGCACCAUCGCUAGAGAGCACAUAGGUCAGCUGUUUCAGAAGCUCGUUAGGGGAGGAAUACUACCUGCUGAGCAGUACCACAAGGGACUACAGGAGAUUCUGGAAAUAGCAGAUGACAUGGCCAUCGACAUUCCUCACAUUUGGCACUACUUGGCUGAGAUCAUCACACCCAUGUUGCAAGAGGGGGGCAUCCCCAUGGGCCAGCUCUUCAGGGAAGUGUCCAAACCUCUUCUGCCUAUUGAAAAAGCAGCUGUCCUGCUGGUGGAAAUACUUAAUAUUCUCUGCAAAGGAAUAAGUCACAAAAAGGCUGGAGCCAUGUGGUUGGAGGCAGGACUAAGCUGGAAAGACUUUCUGCCAGAGGAUGAGGAUGUCAAUAAAUUUGUUACAGAGAAGAAUAUGGAGUUCACCCUGGGUGAAGAGUCUGAGAUGCCCAGUAAGAAAGAGCUGACUACAGAGGAGCUGAGUAAACAUUUGGACAGGUUGUUUCAGGAUAAAGCCAACAACCAGAGGAUCAAUGACUGGGUAGAGGCCAAUUUAGAAGAGGAGCAGAUAAACUCCAAUCAGUUUGUGCGGGCCUUAAUGAUGGCUGUGUGUCAAUCUGCUGUUAUAUGUGAGAAUCCCUACAAGGUGGAUGUGGAGCAGAUUAAUCUAAGGUCCAGGCUGCUACUCAAGUAUCUGUAUGAUGAAUCGAAGGAGCUGCAGGCACUCUACGCUCUCCAAGCUCUCAUGGUGCAGAUGGAACAGCCGGCCAAUUUACUGCGCAUGUUCUUCGAUGCCCUGUAUGAUGAGGACGUGAUUAAAGAGGAGACCUUCUACAAAUGGGAGUCGAGUAAAGACCCGGCUGAGCAGCUAGGGAAGGGUGUGGCCCUGAAGUCCGUCACUGCCUUCUUCACCUGGUUACGGGAGGCAGAGGACGAGUCUGACAACAACAGCUAAUCCUGGACUGAGGCGGCCCACAUAGCGCUGGAGAGGAACCAGUGCCCGGGACUAAUGAGAGGAUAUCUGACAUCCAAGUUGAAGUUGAUCCUCAUAAUGCCAAUCUGAUCUAUGCAGGGUGGCUCUUGAUGAAUACAAACUACAAUCAUUUCUCAGUCAUUUCUUUUGCUCUCUAUAUCUCUUGUGGCUAAUGUCCACCGAAAACAAAAUAAAAUGUAAAAAAAAAAAAAAAAUUCUGCAGGACUGCUUGAACGUGUUAACAAUUCAUCGUCAUUUAUAUUUUGAGAAAUUGAAAACCGUACAAACCAACGCUGCUCUUUCAUGUUAAUAUGGAUUUAUAUGCAACGUGAUAUGACAGACCAGAUAUGGUGUCAUAUAUUUUGUGUAGAGGGUAUGAUGGUGAUCAUGCCCUUUAGGUUUGUAACGUCAGAUCAAACGUGGAGCUCUUACUUAAGGAUUUCAUUCUCUUUUGUGUGAGUGCGAGAGGAUUCAUGUUUUUAAAUCCACAAAGAUAAAGGUAUAUGAGCGUAGUAUUUGCUGACUUCUCAAAGUGAUGGAUGAAAUUUGAGUAGCGUUUGUAUUUCCCCUUUUUUGCUUCCUGUAUAGUCUAGUAAAGGGUGGACCUGUUGAAUUUCAGGAUGAUGCUGGAUGGACUUUGACCUUUCGUGCUGCUGGAAGAGGAGGGGGUAGGGGGGUCCAACAUGCUUCCUAACUAAGCCAUCCGUGUCCUGCCUCCUACCCCAAACUUUUGCAUCUUACCUCUCCUGAAGAACUGAUCAGGGUCUUCAUGAAAGCCCUGCUUGAGCAAGCCUGCAGUGGAUUUUAAGAGAAAUCAUUAAAACUUGAAGCAUAUAGAAAAAUCAACUUGAUGAAAUGACAGUAAUGAUCCUAAAGCCUUUUCUACUUGCAAAGUGGAAACACAUUUCAGGAGCAUUCUGUACAUAUAUAUAGAUGUUUUCUUGUUUUUGUUUUAUUUUCAGACAUUAAAAGUUAAAAAAUCUGAUGUUAUGCCAUUUAUUGUUUUCCAACUGAAAUGGCAUUUUCCCUGUAUUUAAGGUUUGUUUUCUUCCAGAUGGUAAGAGGUGCUUACAAUGAUCCAUUGAAUAGUUUUAUUGAAAAAGAUGUGUAAAUAUUUUUUGCUCUCUUUAUUAUUUAAGGAAUUAAUGCUUUCGCAUCAGACUGGAAACAUUGCAAAUAAUAAAAGACUAUUAAGUUGCUAAGA